Acanthosepion pharaonis is the source of this 612-nucleotide messenger RNA. Lineage: Eukaryota; Metazoa; Mollusca; Cephalopoda; Sepiida; Sepiidae. The record is from the annotation of a GenBank genome assembly.
AUGAACUCAGCUCCACAUUUGCGAAGCACAUCUGCCAGACAAUCCAAGUACGACCCUAUUGCGGAGGAGGCGGAAGCCAAUCCUCGUUAUGCGCACAUUCUCCUCCAAAACGGCUUCGAAACCACAGGGGCUGAGGCAGCAGCUGGGGCUGCUCUUCCUGUUCCGAUCUAUCUCCAUCUGAUUGCUGUGGGACCCUUUGCUGUCGUGGAGGGCUUGGAGUUUUUCGUCCCUUCAGGGACCUCGCCGGAUAUUACCGCUGCUUCCGUCCCAGCUACUGCUGUUUGGCUGGGCCGUGGUCCAAUUUGGAAACUUUUUAAAGCUUUUCUCUCUCUCUCUCUCUCUCUCUCUCUCUCUCUCUCUACUGACACCAAUCAAUCUCCGUGUUCCACGUCGGUUGUCAUCAGAGAGAUCUGGGAUCGUUAUCAAUUCAUUUCCAUUGAUGUAGGCAUCAUAUUUAUCCCUUUAGGGCGUUAUACUAUUUUGCAUUCUUUUGGGGUCUGCCUUCUUCCCAGGCCGAUUUUUUCAGCGGUGAUGUUUCUUCCGUAUUUUCCACGGCCAAUUAAUGCGAAAAAAAAUGCCUAUAUAGCUCCCAGAGUUUUUUUAACUGAAUAA